AUGGCGGAUCAGUUGAAAGGAAAGCGUAGCACAAUUUGGCCCGGACCUGAGCUGUUGCCGCUGCCAAAUACGAACUACAACCGAGCCAGCAUUACCUCGGCCGCCUUGAGCGACGUGGCGAGCGAUGUCAUCAUAAAGUCACGCAUUCGAUAUGGCAGCCGCCUUUCAGCCUGCAAGGGCAUACUUCUCGAGUACUCGAAGAGCACCACUAUACAUGGCAUUCGUUAUAUUUUCGAGGUGCAUCGUCCCAUCUACGAGAAAUUAUAUUGGCUGGUGUUGACCUGUACUUCUGUCUAUUUUGCCGUCUCGCUCAUUUGGGACACCUAUCUGAAGUGGCAGGACUCGCCUGUCAUCCUGGGGUUCGAUGAGACGCUUGUGCCAGUCCAUCGAAUACCCUUUCCGACCAUAACCAUUUGCCCAGAAAUUAAAAUGGAGCGUAAUGUCUUUGAUUAUAGGAACAUUUCGCGACAGAUUUUGGCAGACUUUAAGCAGAACCAACAAUUCCUAAACGUGGACAGCAUAGAAGAGGAAGAUCUGGCGCGUAUGGCGGCUACCAUGCAUAUCUGUGACGCUGAUGUGGUGCAGCGAUUUGCACCGCUCUUCUCUCAGCUGCCACAAAAUGUGGAUAUCGCCCGAACGCUGUUGGACCUGACCAUAACGAAGAAUCUGACGGCUCCGUUCUGCAAAUGGAAUGGACGGUUCUACUUUUGCGAUAAGAUAUUUGAUUUCGUCCCCACCGACGAAGGCAUCUGCUAUCAGUUUAAUGGACUGCGGCCCAAGGACAUUUAUCGGGAUGAGCGUUUUGUGAGCUACGUAGAUCCGGACAUAGUCGACUUCAAUAACUUCUUUGACGACCUGGAGCCGCUGAACAACAUUACUGGCAACUGGUCCCUGGACUCUGGUUAUUUGGGACAGGGAAAAAACGCGUAUCCCCAACGCACGGUUUUUUCGUCAGCCCGCAAUGCGUUCUUUGCCUUCCUUCAGGCCCUCGAGCACAAUUAUGACUUCGAUUGCCGCAGCUUUAAGCAGGGAUACAAGGUCUUCCUAAACUCCCCCGAGAGCGUGCCGCUCACAACUGGUAAUUACAUACUGGUCCCUAAUGGGGACGAGGUUGUGGUUAGUGUGCUGCCCAAUUACGUCGUGUCCACGGAUAAUUUACACGAAAUUAGUCCAGAGAAGCGACAAUGCUUUUUUGAUGACGAACGUGCCUUGCGCUUCUUCCGGUCCUACUCGCAAAACAAUUGCCAAACUGAAUGCUUAGCCAACUUUACGGUAGCGAAGUGUGGAUGUGCCAAAUUCUGGAUGCCCAAGCCCCUAGAUGUGCCCGUUUGUGGAUUAGACGACAUUGCUUGCUAUACGGCCGCCCAGGAGGAGCUGAACGUGCUUCUGCAGAACCAGACCAUGCAGCAGACAGUCGAUCCAAAUGCGAAGGUAAUGUGCGAUUGUAUGCCGGCCUGCACCUCGCUGGAGUAUAACUUUGAAAUCUCGAGGGCGCGCUAUGAUCUAGCAAAGACCCUGCGUGCCUUCAGAGAGGUCUACGAGCACGAUGAUUCCAUUGGCUCCCGUCUGUCGGUUUACUUCAAGGAGCACCAGUUCACGGCGAUCAAGAGGACCAUCAUGUUUGGAGUGUCCACUCUAAUAUCUAAUUGUGGAGGCAUCUUUGGCCUGUUCAUGGGCAUCUCCAGCCUGAGCUUCAUUGAGCUCGUCUACUUCUUCUCCAUGCGCAUCUGCAGCAGCUGGAGGCAGCGACGUAAGGCCAAGAAGCAAAUACUAAUUCAGGAGGAGUAGUCAGGGGGCAAGGAGUAUGUUGAAGUUGUUGGUGUUUUUGUUGUUGUUGGCAGUAAAUGUGUGGCAAUUAAACAAAACAACAAUGUUGGAAUGUCUUUCUUUCUUUAUAAUUA
This is a messenger RNA of Scaptodrosophila lebanonensis, 1901 nucleotides long. RefSeq names its product pickpocket protein 28 (gene ppk). Gene Ontology annotation, molecular function: ligand-gated sodium channel activity. Lineage: Eukaryota; Metazoa; Arthropoda; Insecta; Diptera; Drosophilidae. The record is from RefSeq and is a predicted model, not a curated record. The transcript is spliced from 7 exons. Gene Ontology annotation, biological process: sodium ion transmembrane transport. Gene Ontology annotation, cellular component: membrane. Bases 1 to 1788 code for a protein of 595 amino acids.